Molecule: messenger RNA, 2002 nt
Organism: Dimorphilus gyrociliatus
Lineage: Eukaryota; Metazoa; Annelida; Polychaeta; Dinophilidae
Source: the annotation of a GenBank genome assembly
GGACGAUUUACGACAAGGUCACGUACUAAAUGCUCUGUUUGACAAGAAAACAAGGAAAAAGAAACGCAGGGAGAUGCUCUAACAAAGUUUUAUUGAUAUAUUAAUUCAACAAUUUAUGAAAUGUUGAGAAACAUAAAUAGAUCUACAUGACGUCAUAAAGUACAAUUUCUUUUUAUGCUUUGUAAUCCCAAAACGGCAUACACUCGUUUCUAUUUUCUAUUUUAUCGUUUUAUGAUGCAAACUGUAAAAAAUAUCAAAAUUAUACAAGUAAAUAUAAUGAUACCUACUAUGAUUUUGUUCUUUAAUGACGUUGCUAAUCACAAAGGAAAAUAGGAAAAAGUUUUGUCAGGAUUUGACAAAGUUUGGUCGUGAUAUGAGGAUUAAAUUUCUUUAUAAGCUUUAAUAGGAAUAAUAGUAUUAAGUAUAUAGACAACUAUAAUAUAUACAUAGAUACUGUACAUAGUAUGUUGUUAUUUAAUAGCUGUAAUAAGACUCGGUAUAAUUUAAAAUAAAAUAUAGCAUAUUGUCAAAUAUACAUUUUAUAUAUUGCGUAUAAAAUCCUAUAGGGCAGCGUACACGUUGUCGACUUUCUACGAUUAUGGUUCCAUUACGACAAGGAUCGUAGCGGUUUCAUUGAACGAGAUGAGCUGGAACAAUUUGCUGCCGACUUAAUUCGCAAACAAGGAGUAGUAAGCUUUGAUAACAAAUCCAACUCAUAUUUUCUUAGUUAUAUGAAAAACAAAUUAUUCAUAACUUUUCGUAUUAGAAAAAUAUUAUACUUUAUAAAUAUUUAUCUAUAAUUUUCGUUAUUUUUCCUUCCCGCAUCUAAAUAUCAGAAAGAAUCGACACCCGAAGCCGUUGGGGCAGCUACGAGACUAUUUUUGAAGAUGUUUGAUAGGAAUAGAGAUAAAAGAAUCGAGUUGGGAGAAUUUGCCGAGAUUAUAUUCACUGACGAGCAAUGGACACCAUUCGAUCUACGUGACAAGUUAAGCAAAAGAGAUUUCGACGAAAUAUUCAACUACUAUGAUAAGGACGGAAGCGAAUAUUUGGAAUGUGGUGAAAUGAGAGAUUUUUUGAAAGACAUCACUGUCAAAAUUGGUCAGGUACCCACAAAGCGUCAAUUAGAGGAACAAACGGCCGUCUUCUUCCGUCUCUACGAUACGGACAAGAACGGAAAACUAUCGAGAGAUGAACUUCGAUUUUUGCUGACAAACAAGAAAUAAUAAAACUCUUCAUUUUCCAUUUAAUUCUAUUCCCAAUCGUUAUUCCACAUUACCUAAAUGCGUAAAUCUCACUGUUGUAACGUUUUAGAUAAUUAGACGUAAUUUCUCUAUAAUAGGAAUUUAAGCUGUUGUGUAAAUGAUAUAUAAUAGAAGUAACAUUUUCACUAUAGUUGUAAAACAGUUGUGAAUGCAUCUUAAAUGAAGAGGAAAAAUAGAAGAAGAAGAAGGGUAGAAGAGAGAAAUUGUGGGAAUAACGAUAGAUCAAUAAAUAAUGAAUAGACAAAACAAAACUUGGGCGUGCUGCUUGUUUUUUUUUUUCACUUAAAAAAAAAUCUUUAAUUAAUAUCCUGAAUGGUAACACUUUCUAAACUAUUAAUUUUACUAGGGAAAAAGUAGAAUUUGGUCUACGUCCUAAAUGGAUAGAAUAUAAGUCAUUAAUUCUACAAUAAGUGAAUCAGAGGGGCUUUCGUGACCAAAAACAUCUAGGCUUUUACUCUAUUUCAUUGAUUAUAUUUAAAUUUAACUUUCAACUAACUGUCUGUGGGCUAUUGACAACACAUAAUCAAUCAAAAUCUGAUUGUUAUUUAGACAGAAUUUAAUAUAGUAAGUUUAUAGUAUAAUCAUAAAUUAUACCUAAAAUAAUUUAAUGCGAAAUAUUUAGUAUUUACCUUAUCAACACUUAGCCUAGCAACAAUAUUAAUUGAUAGUAAAAAGGUCUUGAUUUCUAUUUCUAUUCUUUUUCUCGUUAUAUAUUCCAUGGAAAAAGGGAAAAAAACGAG